Molecule: messenger RNA, 516 nt
Organism: Mucor velutinosus
Lineage: Eukaryota; Fungi; Mucoromycota; Mucoromycetes; Mucorales; Mucoraceae
Product: Flocculation suppression protein
Exons: 1
Coding region: 1-516 (171 amino acids)
Source: RefSeq, a predicted model, not a curated record
AUGAGGGAUGACUUCCAUGCUAUGGGCAUCCACAACAAGCGGACCUUGGAUAUCCAUUUCCCCGACCGUCAUGUUUAUGGCCUUCUCGUCCACAUAGACGACAUCCCAUCCUUGGAAGCCCAAUUGACCAAGUACGAGUUGGCACCUAUCCAGUUCGAUCCCAUGGACACCACCACGUUGCGUGACCCCAAGUAUACCGACUCUGAUCCUACUUUCCUAGCUGCCGAAUGUCGCCGCCUUUUCCUUGCUCGUUUGAAGGUCAUCAUCGGGCGUUUGAAGGACCCGCACUACCAGCUGGCAGUGGCCCGCUUCUUCUGCUUCAAGCAACACUUCAUUCCUGAAGACGAGUAUGCCCAGCUAACUAAGUCCAUCAAACCAGCUUAUGUUCCAGCUUACAAGCGUCAACAAACGACUACUACACCCACCGCCGCUGAACAAGACCUCACCAUGGGCGAGGCAAACACCACUAGCACCACCACUAUCCGAGCUGACGAGACUUCAGCCCCCGUGGCCUAA